Selaginella moellendorffii is the source of this 767-nucleotide messenger RNA. RefSeq lists its product as uncharacterized. Lineage: Eukaryota; Viridiplantae; Streptophyta; Lycopodiopsida; Selaginellales; Selaginellaceae. The transcript is spliced from 2 exons. The record is from RefSeq and is a predicted model, not a curated record. Bases 62 to 586 code for a protein of 174 amino acids.
CGUCGCUAGUAAUUUUGCCAUUGGCUUCAAUCGGGAGUUUUUCCUCUUUCCAACAACAUGCAUGUACAAUUCAAGAUCAAAUUUCCUGAUGUGUCCUGGUUGCUCAGCUUCAGGGACGUGCUCGUAUUCCAUCAAGCUGGAUGCCCAGACAUUGUUCCUAUGUGUCACAAGUCAGAAGAUUGAGGUGUCAAUUUACAACGAUUACGAUAGAAAUGUUGGGCGGGGAUCUGGGGAGUCUGCAGCUUUUGUAGCAUCUCGCAGUGACUUUCAGCAAGGAAUCACUGUCAUUGGGCGAUGCGUGGAUUUUUGUGCAGUUGGGGUUCAGAUAUAUGAUACAAGUUGCUCAUAUCAAGUGAAUCAGGUGAAUGUUAUGGGUUCAAACAACAUCUCUCGUACUUUCCAGGUUGGUGAAACCUUAAGCCCGAACCAAGUCAUCUUCCUAAGGAACUAUGCUUCAGUAUACAGAACUCAGUGUGGUCGGCCUAAUCCAUACCCCAUCAUGAUUGGUGGAACAACUGUACUCGUUCCAAGGGCCUGUGAAACUAACUUUACUGCUACACCAACUAGAAUCACAUGUCCAUGCUAAGGAAACUUAAGCAUGGAAAUAAUAAAAAUAAUGGGGGCCAGUCCUACGAAGACAGUCAGACCUGAAUUUCAGAAUAAUGUUGAGUAUUUAGGUCCUCCUAGUGUGCCAUGUGGAGUGGACACAUCAGCUAGUUAAGAGUUGUGACCUUUCGUUAAUUGCUGAAUAUACUUAUUAUAAUGCA